GUUCCUAGUGACAACACAGCAAGCAACAUGAACACUAAGAUAUUGAUGGUGUUGGUGGUGGCAGCCGUGGCAGCAGCAGACAGCAGGGAAAGAUUCGCUUAUGGUCCCCCUCGAGCAUUCUCAGCUGAAUCCUAUGAGUCUAGUGAGGCUCGGUACAACUUCAACUAUGCUGUGAAACACGACGACUCCGGCAACGAUUUCGGUCACCAAGAGACCCGCGACGGUGACGACACCAAGGGGUCGUACUAUGUACAGCUUCCCGACGGUCGUCUGCAGACUGUGACUUACUUCGUGGACGGUGACUCAGGCUACGUGGCUGAUGUCCAGUACCAGGGAGAAGCUCGCUACCCUGACUCUGAUGAGUCUAGGGAGUACGCACCACCCAGGCCCCGAUACUUUGCCCCUGAUUCACAUGAGUCUCGUGAGGCUCCUGUUUACUCCCCACCCAGACCCAGGCACUACUUCCGUGACUCUAAUGAGUCAAAAUAAUCACUCCAGUGUCCACCUCCCUGAUCUAUUCUACCCAUUCCUGAAAGACAAUUUAUGUCAAAAACAAAUGCAAAUAAUUCCAUAAAUCAACUGGGUUAUUUCUUUGUUAUUUAU
Cherax quadricarinatus is the source of this 603-nucleotide messenger RNA. RefSeq names its product pro-resilin-like. The record is from RefSeq and is a predicted model, not a curated record. Gene Ontology annotation, cellular component: extracellular matrix. Lineage: Eukaryota; Metazoa; Arthropoda; Malacostraca; Decapoda; Parastacidae.